This is a messenger RNA of Hemiscyllium ocellatum (epaulette shark), 3214 nucleotides long. It is a transcript of the gene chpfa, whose product is annotated as chondroitin polymerizing factor a. Gene Ontology annotation, cellular component: Golgi cisterna membrane. Gene Ontology annotation, molecular function: glucuronosyl-N-acetylgalactosaminyl-proteoglycan 4-beta-N-acetylgalactosaminyltransferase activity. The coding region runs from base 571 to 2853 and encodes 760 amino acids. NCBI's taxonomy places the organism in Eukaryota, Metazoa, Chordata, Chondrichthyes, Orectolobiformes, Hemiscylliidae. The transcript is spliced from 4 exons. The record is from RefSeq and is a predicted model, not a curated record.
AGAGAGAGAGAGAAGGAGAAAGGAACAGAGAGAGAGAGAGACCCGCGGCGAGACAGGCAGAGAGAGAGUGAGAGAGCAAAGUGGGAUAGGGAAAACUCCGGGAGGGAGGGAUAGAGAGAGAGAGGGAUAGAGGGAGGGAGUGUGGGAUAGAGGGAGGGAGUGGGAUCCCUCCGCCUGCGCUGUUUGUAACAAAGGAGCAAGCGGCACAUUAAAGGGAUCGAGAUUCCGCGAUCGGAUCCCGGGGAUUCCCAGUGAUCCCGAAUGUGCCCAGCCAGUCCUGGUGAUCCCACAUUCCCUGUGAUUCCCAGUGACUCCCUAUUCCCGAAGAUUCCCAGUUUCCAGUGAUUCCUGUUUUUCCUGAUUGUUUUUGGUAAUUCCCAGUUAUUCCCGAUUAUUCCAGACUGUUCAAGGUUAUUCCUGGUCAUUCCCUAUGCCUGCUGAUUCCCAGGGAUUGCAGUUCCCAGUGACUCCUGGUGAUUCCAUGAUCCCAGACAUUCCCAGUCAUUCUGUUUCACAGUGAUUCCUACAAUUCCCAGUAGUUCCCACAAUUCCGAGUGAUUCCCGGUCAGGAUGCGUCUCUCCAUGAUCCUGGCCCUAGUGCGGCCAGUUGGUCCAGUAGUAAUCGGAAUCUCUCUGGGAUUCACACUGAGUCUAUUGAGCAGUGGCUGGGGAGAUGAACCUUGUUCCCAGCCUCGGGAAGGAGCCGGGAUCCGGGGCAGGAAGCCCAGCUCCGUGGCAGCUGCUCCUGGUGGAGAGAGUGAAUCCAAGCGGCAGGAAUUUGAACCCCGGAUCGUCCCGUAUAAAGCAGCAAAUGUGAAAAACCAAGGGAAGAAGACUGUCAGAUCGCGUUACAUUAGCACUGAGCUGGGGAUCCGGGAAUGUUUGUUUGUGGGAGUUCUCACAUCGAAAACUACUCUCAACUCUCUGGCCGUGGCAGUGAACCGGACAAUUGGCCACCACAUUGACAAGGUCCUGUACUUCACCGGCACCAGGAGCAGGAAGAUCCCACACGGAAUGUACAUUGUCACCCACGGCGAUGAGCGGCCGAUCUGGAACAUGUACCAAACCGUGAAGUACAUCUUUGAGCAUUACAGCAGUGAGUAUGAUUGGUUCUUCCUCAUUCAGGAUGACUCCUACACUGAGAGUGAUCGCAUCAAAAGCCUCGUGAACCACCUGAGCAUCAACACUGACCUGUAUAUGGGCUGUCCUCAGGAGUUCAUCGGGGGUGACACGGAUGGCCAUUACUGUCACGGUGGGUUCGGCUUCCUGCUUUCCCGCAGCCUCCUCAUCAAAUUACAGCCACAUCUGGAAACCUGUCAGAAUGACAUCCUGAGCUCCAGGCCUGACGAGUGGCUCGGUCGAUGCAUCAUUGAUUACGUGUCAGUGAGUUGUGUCAGUGAGUAUGAGACCCUGCGCUACCGAUACUUUGCACUGGGGAAGGAUGAUGAGCUGGGAAAGGAGGAUUCUCCACAGUUCAGGAAUGCCCUCACUGUCCAUCCGGUUGUGGAUCCCGUCCAGAUGUAUCGGCUACAUAAACGUUACACUGAGCUGGAGCUGGAGAAAACCUACCGAGAGAUUGAAGAUUUGCAGGAUGAAAUCCGGAAUGUCAGUGGGCUGAUGGCUGAAGGGGAGAAGGUGAGCAGUUGGCCGGUGGGGAUUAACCCUCCUUUUGAGCCCCGUACCCGGUUCGAGGUCCUGCGCUGGGAUUAUUUCACUGAGGAGCAACUCUUCUCGUGCAUCGACGGCUCGCCAAAGUGUGAGUUGCGUGGGAUCGACAAGAUGGACAUCAGCAACAUCAUCGAGACAGCAGUGGAGGAGCUGAACAAGAAGUAUCUGCCCACCCUGGAGCUGCGGAAGGAGCAGCUGGUGAAUGGUUAUCGGAGGUUUGACCCCACCAGGGGCAUGGAGUAUACCCUGGACCUACAGCUGCAGGUGCUCACCCAGAAAGGGCACAGUCGCUCCAUCACCAAGAGGGUAUACCUGGUCCGGCCUCUCAGUGACAUUGAGAUCAUCCCCAUGCCCUACGUGACUGAGGCCACCAGGGUCCACAUCAUCCUGCCCCUCACCGUCCAUGAGAGGGAGCAGGCCAUUCGCUUCCUCGAGCUGUAUGCUGUCAAUGCGCUGGAGAGUAACGAGAACGCAAUCCUCACCCUCCUCUUCAUCUACGACCCCUUUGAAGCUCAGAGGGUCAAUCAGAACGAUAUCUUCAGCAGCGUCAAAGCCAAGAUUGUGGACUGUGAGAGGAAGUACCCGGAAUCGAAGAUUCCCUGGAUUAGUGUGAAGACAGACUCCCCGUGCCAACUGAAAAUCAUGGACAUCAUUUCCAAGAAGCAUCCGGUAGACACCUUGUUUUUUGUGGCCGGCAUCAACAUGGAGAUCAACUUUGAGUUCCUUAACCGCUGUCGCAUGAACACCAUCAACCAAUGGCAAGUCUUCUUUCCCAUCCACUUCCAGGAGUAUAACCCAGAGGUGGCCUAUCACAACCAGCCCCAGCCACUGACCAUUGACCUGCUGAAGGAUUCCGGCCACUUUGACCGCGAUUUCUUCGACGCCGCCUGUUUCUACAACUCGGAUUACAUGGCCACACGUGGGAGAAUGGUGUCUGACUCCCUGGAGAACGAGGAGAUCCUGGAGAGCCUGGACCUGUACGAGAUGUUUGUGCAGUACUCCAACCUCCACGUCUUCCGUGCCGUGGAGCCCGGCCUGCGGCAGAAGUACAGCCAGCGGCUGUGUAACCCGCGAGUGAGCGAGGAGAUCUAUCACCACUGUGUGCAGAGUAACGUCCAGGCACUGGGCUCACGCUCCCAGCUGGCAAUGCUGCUGUUUGAGCAGGAACAAGGAAACAGCACCUGAGAGACGAGGAGGAAGCUCUCCGUCCUUGCUACUGUCCCGGGUGCUGGGAUCUUGCACCCCCACCCCCUCCCAAUCCCUGUGUCCUCUACUCAUGGAACUGGACAAACUCCUCACCUGCAAACAGACAGCACCGUCAUCACCAGCUGAAAGGGUCCCAGUCUGGAGCAUUGACAUGGCCACCUUCUCUCAGGCCUCAGUCUACAGGAAAGCUGCCAUCCCAUAAUGACCCAGCCCACUGCGAACACAAACCCAAACCAACAAAGACCAGGACAGUGUUCACUUUAAUUCCCUUCACCCCAUCCCACGCCACGACGCUCUCUCACCUCCUGUGACCCUGUGAUGCUGGUGGGGUGGGGGGCAA